Messenger RNA from Caenorhabditis remanei, 822 nucleotides. RefSeq lists its product as uncharacterized. The coding region runs from base 1 to 822 and encodes 273 amino acids. The transcript has 3 exons. The record is from RefSeq and is a predicted model, not a curated record. Lineage: Eukaryota; Metazoa; Nematoda; Chromadorea; Rhabditida; Rhabditidae.
AUGAACUUGGUUCUUGUUCUUCUCAUCCUGUGCUCAUCGGCGCUCGCCCGCCCAAUCCGCAUGUUGUCUGAGAAUUCUUCCCUCGAAAACCCGUCAAACUCUACUUCCCUCUACGUAAACGCACCACAACCACUUGGAAUGACCGAUGACGCUGAAUUGGAACAUAACCGCAAAGUUCACAAAUUCUUCAACGGAAGAGCAGUUCACCAACAAAUCAAGUUCGAAUUGGGAUUCAGAACCUCGAAAACUUACGUCUUCUACCUUCCUCUCACGAUCAAGUCGAAAGUUGAAAUCUAUAUCAACUCCUCCUCUCCUGUCAUGCUGCAAAUCGGACGAUGUGGAUGGACAUCGGUUAUUGGCUUCAAAAAAGAAGAAAUCUUCGAAUUGAGCCCGGAUUUGGUCCAGCAUAUUAUCAAAAACAGAUGCCUCCAGGACAUGGAUCUUUUGUACGUGGAAGUCAGAUCUAUCGGGAAGACUGUCGGCGAAUUUGAUAUUCGAGAGAAGAACGCAACGUUAUUCAGUGCCUUCCAUGUUCUUGCUGUUGGGUUCUGCGUCGGAUUUCUUCUCGCAUUUGUACUUUACGACUUGCACACUAAAUGCAAAAAUGAGAAGGAAAAGAAGGCAGGAGACAAGAAAGAAGAAAAUGAGAACCAAGAGAAUUCGGUGGAGAAUCUUGCACCAGUCGCAUCUUCUGAGUCUUUGGGAGACCCAGAACUUCCAACCCCCAGCAAUGAGCCGACCUCCGGUAUCGAACUAAAGGAACUCUCCAAUUCGUCGUCUACCUCCUCGUCCAACUCCGAAAAAGUCACCAUCGAUAAGUAA